GGCCUAAGCCGUUGCCUCUUCCUGUUUAGGGGACUAUUCUCUAAGCUGCUGCCAGCUGGGAGGUCCGUGAAAGGGUCUUCGCCUCCUGCUCGGGUUUUCUGCGGUACAGAGAUUGGCUUGCUGAGGUAGACACGUUCUUGCUCCUGGCAAACUCAACCUGAGACAGUCCAAGAGGGAGCCCAGGACUGACUUCCCCAGUGCCUGGAAUCUGAGAAAAAAAUGGCUAGUGUGGGCAGUGAUUCUAGGCAUCUUAUCUCUGAGGUAGAACAGGAAGUACAUCCUGGACCUUUGAAUAUCCAGUUUGAUUCAUCAGAUCUAAGAUCUAAAAGGCCUUUCUAUAUAGAGCCUACCAACAUCGUCAAUGCAAAUGAUGUCAUUCAGAGGGUGAGUGACCAUGCUGCUGCUAUGAACAAGCGGAUUCAUUACUACAGCCGGCUCACCACUCCUGCAGACAAGGCACUGAUUGCUCCAGACCACGUAGUUCCUGCUCCAGAGGAAUGCUAUGUGUAUAGUCCAUUGGGCUCCGCCUAUAAACUUAAGAGUUACACUGAAGGCUAUGGUAAAAACACCAGCUUAGUUACUAUUUUUAUGAUUUGGAAUACCAUGAUGGGAACAUCUAUACUAAGCAUUCCCUGGGGCAUAAAACAGGCUGGAUUUACUACUGGGAUGUGUGUCAUCGUGCUGAUGGGCCUUCUGACACUUUAUUGCUGCUAUAGAGUGGUGAAGUCACGGGGUAUGAUAAGUACAUCAGACACAACUACCUGGGAAUUUCCAGAUGUCUGCAAACAUUAUUUUGGCUCCUUUGGGCAAUGGUCAAGUCUCCUUUUCUCCUUGGUGUCUCUCAUUGGAGCAAUGAUAGUUUAUUGGGUGCUUAUGUCUAAUUUUCUUUUUAAUACUGGAAAGUUUAUUUUUAAUUUUAUUCAUCACAUUAAUGACACAGACACUGUACUGAGCACCAAUAAUAGCAACCCUGUGAUUUGUCCCAACGCUGGGAGUGGUGGCCAUCCUGACAACAGCUCCAUGAUUUUCUAUGACAAUGACACAGAAGUGCAGCUGUUUGAGAAGUGGUGGGACAAGUCCAAGACAGUGCCCUUCUACCUUAUAGGGCUCCUCUUGCCGCUGCUCAACUUCAAGUCGCCUUCGUUCUUUUCCAAAUUUAAUAUCCUGGGCACAGUAUCUGUCCUCUAUUUGAUUUUCGUUGUUACCCUGAAGGCUAUUCGCUUAGGAUUCCAUCUGGAAUUUCACUGGUUUGUACCAACAGAAUUUUUUGUACCAGAGAUAAGAGCUCAGUUUCCACAGCUGACAGGGGUGCUUACUCUGGCCUUCUUUAUUCACAAUUGUAUCAUCACACUCUUGAAAAACAACAAGAACCAAGAAAAUAAUGUGAGAGACCUAUGCAUUGCUUAUAUGCUGGUGACAUUGACUUAUCUCUAUAUUGGUGUCCUGGUUUUUGCCUCAUUUCCUUCACCUCCAUUACCCAAAGACUGUAUUGAGCAGAACUUCUUAGACAACUUCCCUAGCAGUGACAUCCUGUCCUUCAUUGCAAGGAUAUUCCUGCUGUUCCAGAUGAUGACUGUGUACCCACUCUUAGGCUACUUGGCUCGUGUCCAGCUCUUGGGCCAUAUCUUCGGUGACAUUUAUCCUAGCAUUUUCCAUGUGCUGAUUCUUAACUUAAUUAUUGUGGGAGCUGGAGUGAUGAUGGCCUGUUUCUACCCAAACAUAGGAGGGAUCAUAAGGUAUUCAGGAGCAGCAUGCGGCCUGGCUUUCGUGUUCAUAUACCCUUCUCUCAUCUAUAUAAUCGCCCUGCACCGAGAGGAGCGUCUGACGUGGCCUAAGUUGGUGUUUCAUGUUAUCAUCAUCAUUUUGGGCCUGGCAAACCUGACUGCUCAGUUCUUCAUGUGAGAACUGUCUUCUCAAGAUUUCUCAUGGUAUUCUGAACCUUGGCAACGGUUCUGCAUAAAAGAACUUGAAAAUGCUGUCAUUGCUAUAAUUCUAAGUGUUCUUCUAAGAUCAUUGGAAGCAAGGGAAAUGAUAGUCUCUCAUAAGUAUUUUGGUACUCAAGCUGGGUGAGAGUAAGUACUAAGGCUGAUUUCUCUCCAUGGCCUUUAUCCCCAUGGAUCCAAGUAGAAAUGUGGGGGGUGAUACUGAUUUUUCUGUUGAUAAGUUAGGUGGGUUUCUUUCACCCACAGCACGGAAUCUCAGGGGACUUGGGUCAGGGCAUGUAGCCAGACCCUGUGUGUGCUUCUGUGUGUGUUCUUCCACCUUCUUACUCGCUGGGCCAUCUCUACAGUUUGCCCAAACCUCCACUGUCUCCAACAGUAAAACAAAUACCUCAUUUUAAAAGAAGUUUCCAUGGCAUCAUUAUUAAUGGGAUGAAUUCCUAACUCAAUACUUAAUCUGAAGAACAAAAACCUUUAAAUAGUGUUAGUCCAUCGAAACUGUGUGUAAAAUAGGGCCAGUGGGAUAGUUGGUAUGUCAGGGAACACUUAGGUGACAGGGUAAGAGGAUCUGGAGGUUAAGGUCUUCCUCAGUUUCACAGGCAGUUUGUCUCUUGGGGGGAUGGGUUGUUUGUUUGUUUGUUUGUUUGUUUUAGAUAUUUUUUUUCCUUGAGAAAGGCUUUCUUUAUGAAUCCCUGGCUGUCCAGAAACUCCAUCUGGGGACCAAGCUGGUUAUGGCCAGUUUGAAACCAGCCUGACUAUAUAAAGCCUUGUCUCAAGACACUAAAAGAAAAGAGAGAAAACCAAAAGAAAUUAGGUGUCAGAUCAAUUUGUACAGAGUCUGUUGCUAUCUGACUCUUAAUUCUAAUCCAGUCCCAGAGAUUUAGACUGAGGUUGCAAUUCCCAAGCCAGACCUCACACCUGAACAAAAGCAGUUGUCCUUGCAUCUUGCCCUUGAAAACUGCAUGGACUGGCAUGAAGCCCAAAGGAGGAAGCACACGUGGAGGUGGGUAUAUGAGGCUCCUCAGAAGAGAAAGGAAUAGUUAGGAAGGGUGGGACUGCCCAGUGUACCCCGAGUCAUCCUGGUUCAGGUGUCACCUCCAGGAGCCCACACCAUCCACCUGCUCCUGUAACAGGAAGGGAAGAGUUAGGUCUUGCAAGAAAAGCUUCUGAAAAGAAGAUGGAGAAAUCCAGAAAUCCAGUUACCACUCUUGCCAUCUUCAUUCUAAAAAAAAAAGCUAAAGCAGAACCUAGAUCUUUCUGUCUAGUGUGGGACACGAUCUGUGGUCUCCCCACAACUACAGGCAUUUAGAUUUCUCUAAUUUUCACUACAUUGUUUAAAAUGUAUCAUGAUUCCACCUCCCAGGACAGUGUCAUGUUCUUAAAAAAAAAAAAACAGGUAAAAUGUUUUUCAUAAAUCUAGUAAGCAGCCCCAGAUUUAAGAUGAGCUUCAGUUUCUUUUAGCAUAGCUUUACAUCCUACUAGAGCACAGGUCUGUGUCUAUAAGGAGCUGUAAUUUCUGACACUUGCUAAAGUCUUAUGAAAACUGUCAAGCAAAUGCACAAAUAGAAUAAUACGGAAAACGCCCAGUCCACCCAUCCCUGCGUUUAGUAAUUAUAGGAUUAGCUGAAUUUUUUUCACCUACUUUCUCCCGCUUUUUCUUUUCUACUGACAUAUUUAAAAACCUGUCUCAGACGUUAUGUUACUUCAUUUCUACAAACCUUAAUAGCCCAAACUUUGAAUCUAGUUAUAUUUAUCAUGGAGCUAGUCUCAAAGGCUCUGGCUUGCACAGACGACCGUAGAUGUUGGCUUGCAAGGGAAGCCAUGCUUAAGAAACCCAGGAACCUCAUGACGGCAGAGUCCUUCUGUUAAGGGACGUUUGAGUCAGAGCUGGGUGUUGUAAGAGCCAUCCCUGACUUAAUCUCACUAUGUUCUUGGUAGUUUCUUUUGUCUUUGAGAACUUUAGAGACAAUUUUCACUCCUUUUUUUCUCCCCAAAGAUGGUCUUGGAUGUGUUAACACUUUAAGCUUUAACAAUGAAGGAUAAUUGGAUGCGGUUUUGCCCAUUUCAUAGA
Molecule: messenger RNA, 4011 nt
Organism: Arvicanthis niloticus (Nile rat)
Lineage: Eukaryota; Metazoa; Chordata; Mammalia; Rodentia; Muridae
Gene: Slc38a9
Product: solute carrier family 38 member 9
Biological process (GO): amino acid transmembrane transport
Cellular component (GO): lysosomal membrane
Molecular function (GO): L-amino acid transmembrane transporter activity
Source: RefSeq, a predicted model, not a curated record